UCAUCCCUUUCGCAUCCAACAUGGCUUCCACUGGCAAAUGGGAAACGGUCGGCGCGAAGAAGAAUAAAAAGUCCACCUCCAAAUCGAAUGGGAAGAAACCAGGAGCCCAGGGAACUGCUGAGAGAGGCCCGGUGAUAGAACACGCAAAGCCUAUCGAGACAGCCCAGACAAUAUGGAGCUCUGUGGCUGAGCUAGAGGGGGACGAUGAGCAUAAGGAAAAUAAACAGAUCCAGGCCAAUAAGGACCAGGCUAAAUCAUCGAAUGCCUCUCCAAAGAGCCCCAAGAAAACAGGAGCAGACAAGAAAAAGCAGCAAGGGAAGGACAAGAAAGCUGGCAGACGGGAGUUCAAGACUGUGGAAGAUGCAAUGAAGAAGCUUGAUGCCAACGUCCUGAAAACAGUCGUGCAGGACACAAAGCUCAAGUUUCCUGAUAAUCCACAGUUCUGGCUGAAUGACCUUGCAUCUGUGCUGAAUCUGAAGUUAGAUGCUCCAGAUUUGGAUCCAACGUUCUACCAGCAGCCAGCAGACUAUCCCCUGUCCAUACUGCCCAAGCCUGUAUACAGUGUCCUGUCGUCCACUGUAACCAGCUGCCCUCUCCAAAUCCAGAAUAUCUUCUUUGAACACUGCCUUUACAUGAUGGUGAAGGAGAUGACAAAUGGGACUCCAACAUACGGUUACCGCAUCUGUACACAGUUCCUAGCACAGACUAGACCUGAGGUCACAACAGCAAACCUACCCAAGUUUGCUGAUUUACUAAAAACCACUGUGAACAGACCAAAUGUCUGCCUGUCCAUCAUCUGGGCGCUCAGCCAAUCAGGAAGCAAGGAUUUAGCAAUAGGGUUAACAGUAUGGUUGCAGCUGUUGCUGCCACACCUGGGCACAAAGAGCUUGUCCAGUUACAUCAUUGGGAUUCUGGAAAACCUCUUCAAGAACCACAAAAAGACCAAGGCAUCUCACAAUUCCAUUGGACCACAUGAGUUCUUCCCUGUACUGGACUUUGUUUUCACUCCUAACACUGCACUUGCACAGAGUUUACAACAGAGACUACAAGCAGUUUAUCCUAAAAUCAAGGACCUUGCCCUGGGCCCAUCAGCCAGCAAAACACCCUGCCAGUAUUUCCCUUCACUGCUGGCCCGGGCUACUCCAAACUGUCCUCCUGCACUCAAGACAGAGAUCAUGGAGCUCCUGGUGCAUUGUUUGACAUCUGACCCCCAAAGCUUCAGCAACUGGAGACAGAUGUACACCAAGCACCUCCUCCAGUCUGGAGUUCUCAUGAGGUACAUGCUAGACAACUGGGAUAAGGUCUCUAGAGUGCUCCCAGUGAAGUUUGUCCAGGAGACUGUUCUAGCAUUCAGUAUUACAAAUGAAGAGAUGGCAGCCCACACCCCAGGAAGGGAGGAGUGUCGGAGUGCAUGCAAGGAACUGUUGCUGAAGAUGAAGAAACCAAAGUUCCCAUGGGGACGGCUCAUAUUCACCAUCCUAUUGCUGGUUGUAGCAAUCCUAGGGCUAGAUAUUUAUACACAUGGAAGUUUCCAAGCCUCCACCUCCCACCGUGUGCUGAAGGACUCUGGCCUACUGGCAGUGUCCCAACAAGCCUGGGUCAAGAUUAGCUUCUACAGCAGGAAAGGCACUGACUGGGCCAGGGAGUGGGUGCCCUACUACUACAGCAUGGUAGCAGAGGUCAUGGACCCUUACAUCAAGCUGUUGUGGCAGAAUUUGUACGACCUUGGCAUGUGGAUAGCUGAAGUGUCUGCACCUCUCAGGGCCUGGCUGGACAGGAAAGUUCCACUGGUCCUGGAGUGGAUUGAUGCCAAGGUCCCAGUUGUGGUGGCCACCAUUACCCAGGUCAUGUCCAAGGUUAAUGUUGCUGCCCAGGAGUACUGGGCAGUCCUGAAGCCCCACGUCAUGGUAGUGUGGACAGCCAUGGUGGACAACGUCCAGGCUGUGGGCAGCUGGCUUGGGAAGAAUGUCUUCACUGGAAAGCUGUCUCCUGAGGCCCUGCAGGCUUCCAUGGUGAUGGUCUGGGAGUAUGUAUGGACAUCCAGCACUGCUGCCAAACAGUGGAUCAUGGACAAGUUUAGCACGUAAUGAAAAUGUUACCAUCAUCAGUGCAAUCUCUUCACCUCAUCCUGUGAUAAUUUGACUCCAAAAUCUGGGUAUGUUACGUAAUGUAGAAAAUUACUCUGCUCUGGCCAUAUAUAUAGUUAAGAUAUGAAGAAGAGUCCAAAACAUCUGUAUCAACACAUGUACCAUAUGUGCUCAUUUCCUCAUAUAAUUUCAACCUGGUACUACAUGUUCAGUGGCAUUUUCCUUUAUGACAGUCAUGUCUAAUUACAAUUACAUAGAAUAUAGAUCAGUUUAUUGUUUGGGUAAGAUGGAAUAUUACUUUGAUUCUUUAGAUAUCAGUGCUUUCAAAUAGCAACAUUUGAAAGAAAAUACCUCCAUUCUAAAACAGAAUCUACCUGCCAGGUCAGUAGAUAAACAGCAAAACACCCAUACACACAGAUUGCUCUGGCAGCUAAAUUUUGUGACAAAGAUAAUUUAGCAGUAAGUCUGUAACAAAAAGGGAGCUAAUGUCUUACAUUGAAAGUGGAAGAAACAUUGUGAUAUGUGCCAGGACUAUGGUGUCUUGCUAAUAAGUUAAUGACAUUUCUCAUCAGUUAAAGAUCUAGAAUAUUUUUUCCUUAGAUAUAAUACAUCUUCUCCAUGACCCACAUUAUUAAUACUAGGCAGAGAAACUAUUUAUGACAAAAGGUAAAUUUUAAGUAAAUGAUAAGAGCAUUGAGAUAUCCCACCGCAUAUUUGCUAAGAUGAGCAAUAUUGUUGCUGUCAAAUGUACAGGCUUUAGCACAAGUAAAUUUCAUUCCAAAAUAUGUGUCCGUUCUCGAUAAGGGACACAUAACUUUGUUGCUGUUUAUUGAAUUAGAUGUAAUUUUGCAAAUGAUAAAAAACAAAGGUAACUAUUAGUUAUUGUUCCAGUUGUUGCAAACCAUGUAAGACACAACAAUGUAUAGCUUCUGUUUAAUUACCCACCCAUUGGCAGCCAGCAGACUACACAGUAAUGUUUUACAACACAGAUACAUCAUUACAUAUUAGGUAGUUUGAGACAUAAUGCUCUUCCAUGUUCAUUUAUAAUACAUUGCAUAAUAAUUAUGUUUCUAUGGUAAAACCUGAUGUUUUUGCCACUUGAGAAAAUGUAUGCCGUACAAGCACAGUUUAUGUAGACCGAUCCCAUACUCCCCUUCCAUGGCAUCAAAUGUAGAAGUGCAAAAUAAAAACAUAAAAAUAGAAAUAUCUGA
Molecule: messenger RNA, 3298 nt
Organism: Branchiostoma belcheri (Belcher's lancelet)
Lineage: Eukaryota; Metazoa; Chordata; Leptocardii; Amphioxiformes; Branchiostomatidae
Product: transmembrane protein 214-B-like
Exons: 20
Coding region: 21-2087 (688 amino acids)
Cellular component (GO): Golgi apparatus; endoplasmic reticulum
Source: RefSeq, a predicted model, not a curated record